CGUCUCCUCGUGACGAUGACGUCACAGCGUUACCGGAAGUUCUUCCGCUCUCCUCCUCCUCCGUUCGCUCACUGUCUGGCGAAGAUGGCGGACGGCGAAAAUAAACGGGCCGCCGCCGCCGAGCCGCUUCUGAAGAGACCGAGGCUCGGUGAACCGGAGCACGGCGCAGUCGGCGAAACCGAACCGGUGAAGGCGGAACCGGCGCUGAUGGACGAGUCACUGAACAACAACAACCACCGAACCGAACCAGAACCAAAGCCAGAGCUCCCCGACCGAAUUGACACAGGUGUCCACCCCAAUGGUUUCACAUCUCCUGAUCUUCCUCGCGCUGAUGAUGAUGAUGAUGAUUGCUCGUCUCACGCCAGCUCCAGUGACUGGACGCCUCAACCACAGAUCAGCUCGUAUCGGUUCAUUCAGCAGCACAUCAUGAGAGGAACCGACCCGAGGGCCAUUCUGAGAAACCUGCUUCCCGAAACGGUUCUCCCGGCGGAUCUGAACGAUAUGACGCUGUGGCAGAUCAUCAUCAACAUCUCAGAACCGCCCAAAAGAAAGAAACGCAAAGACGUCAACACGCUGAAGGACGUGGUGCGGCUCCUGAAAGAGAGGAAGAAGAUUCUGGUGCUCACGGGCGCCGGGGUGUCUGUUUCCUGCGGGAUUCCUGACUUCCGGUCUCGAGACGGCAUAUACGCUCGACUCGCUGUCGACUUUCCUGACCUCCCUGAUCCUCAGGCCAUGUUCGACAUAGACUACUUCAGAAGAGAUCCGAGGCCUUUUUUCAAAUUUGCCAAGGAAAUCUACCCGGGACAGUUCCAGCCGUCUCCAUGUCACAGGUUCAUCUCGAUGCUGGAUAAGAAGGGAAGGUUAUUAAGGAACUACACUCAGAAUAUCGACACGCUGGAGCAGGUGUCUGGGAUCCAGAACAUCAUUCAGUGUCAUGGCUCCUUUGCGACUGCUUCCUGUCUUGUCUGUAAACACAAGGUUGACUGUGAAGCCGUAAGAGAGGAUAUAUUCAACCAGGUGGUUCCUCACUGUCCGAGGUGUCCGGCCGAUGUCCCCUACGCCAUCAUGAAACCAGACAUCGUCUUCUUCGGCGAGAACCUUCCGGAGUUCUUCCACCGAGCCAUGAAGCAGGACAAAGAUGAGGUGGAUCUUCUGAUCGUCAUCGGCUCCUCACUGAAAGUCCGGCCGGUGGCUCUCAUUCCCAGCUCUGUACCUCAUGAUGUCCCUCAAGUCCUGAUCAACCGCGAGCCGCUGCCGCACCUGAACUUCGACGUGGAGCUGCUCGGAGACUGUGACGUCAUCGUGAACGAACUCUGCCAUCGUCUGGGGGGCGACUUCGAGCAGCUGUGCUACGACUCGUCCCGUCUCAGCCAGAUCACGGAGAAACCGUCCACAGGAGCGUCAGAGGACACGGCACCGUCUCUCCAGAAGAAGGAAGCGCAGACAGCAGCCGGAAGAACAAGUCCUCGUCCAGAGCCUUCACCAGAAACUAACUCAGAGCCGAAAGAACAUUAUCUGAAGACAGCAGAUCCUCCGCAUGCUGACGUGCGGAGAAGACGAUGCUGGAGAAGACGACUCUGGCAGAGUCCAAUCAGCAGACGACUCGGAGCCUCGCAGUAUUUAUUCCAAGCACCGAACCGCUACGUCUUCCACGGCGCCGAGGUCUACUCGAGUUCAGAGGACGAGUCGUCCAGUUCCUGCGACAGCGACGUCGAGGAAGAAAACCCAGACAAAGACACAGAGACACUACAGGAGCGUGAACACACACUCCUUCAAACACACUGCACUGCAGAAACACAGCCACAAUCCACACAGUAACUCACCAGCACUCGCUGCGUUUAAUGUCCUCAAGUCUGUUUUAUAUAUUUUUGUACCUCCUCGCUCCUAAACGUCUGCGAUGUCUUCUAAUGCAUGCGACUUCUUUCUUUUGUUCGGCUUGUUAUCCUUUCUUUUGUUUCACCAGCAGCCUUUUUUGUAUUUUUGCAUUUUUAGAUGUUAAAUACGUGUUUCAUUCGGGUGAAUGUUUCUGCCGGAGAACUGAACAUGCCAUGUACUUGCUUGGGAUAAAAAAAAAAGGGAAUGUUUUUCAAACCAAAGAACACUUUUUCUGUAUCGUUUUCAUGUUUUACACAAUGUGCACCAAGACAUUUGGCAGCUACGAUCAGCCUACUGUUUACGUCUUUAAUACUCAGUAAAGUCUGAUGUUUUCCAUUAGUUUUUCCUAUAGAAAGACAUUAUUUACAUGCAUUCACACUCGUCUGGUUCCUGUCCUCAAGCACUUAGUAAGUUCUGAAUCAGUUAUUGGUUAAUGUGCCUGUUGAUGUUGGUUGGUUUUAUAAAUGCAGUGACCCAGCAUUAAAAUAUUUCUAACACUGUUAAGUUAUAAUAUCAACAUGACUUCAUGAUUCCUUCAUGCA
This is a messenger RNA of Carassius auratus (goldfish), 2417 nucleotides long. RefSeq names its product NAD-dependent protein deacetylase sirtuin-1-like. Gene Ontology annotation, biological process: negative regulation of DNA-templated transcription. Bases 16 to 1818 code for a protein of 600 amino acids. The record is from RefSeq and is a predicted model, not a curated record. The transcript is spliced from 9 exons. Lineage: Eukaryota; Metazoa; Chordata; Actinopteri; Cypriniformes; Cyprinidae. Gene Ontology annotation, molecular function: histone deacetylase activity, NAD-dependent; NAD+ binding; p53 binding. Gene Ontology annotation, cellular component: nuclear inner membrane; nucleus; rDNA heterochromatin.